This is a messenger RNA of Armigeres subalbatus, 2532 nucleotides long. Its product is annotated as major facilitator superfamily domain-containing protein 12-like. The coding region runs from base 756 to 2423 and encodes 555 amino acids. NCBI's taxonomy places the organism in Eukaryota, Metazoa, Arthropoda, Insecta, Diptera, Culicidae. The transcript is spliced from 5 exons. Gene Ontology annotation, molecular function: symporter activity. Gene Ontology annotation, cellular component: plasma membrane. Gene Ontology annotation, biological process: carbohydrate transport; transmembrane transport. The record is from RefSeq and is a predicted model, not a curated record.
UUAUGGUGGGGUCGACUGUCCGGCAGCCACUUUUUGCGGGAUCCGACCGACAGUCCGCAGUACGCUCGCAGCUCUUGUUCGAGGUGGGUGUCAUUCAUUCGGUAUCCACUCUCUUACAGUCAGUUCGCGAACAUAUUCAGUUGGGGCUUUCCGCGUGAAGCCAACUUGAACCAUCUGUGGGGGAGCCACACCACUACAACCAAACGGAACGUUCGUCCAGAACAGUAUCCAUCCGAAUAUGUGCGGAGAUGGGUGGAUUGGCGCUCUGUUUAUGAUAAACACAUAAGCAAUCGUGAUAACAAAGCAGCGUUGUGUAGUGACGUUUAGCUGGGUGGCAUGUAAAUACGCAAACAUAGUUCGAUCGACUUGGCAUAUGAAACAUAUGCCAAGCGUAGUGAUUUGCCAUCCGAAUUGCAAAUGUAAAUAUCUCGUCCAAGUGAGGUUUUUGCCAAAAAAAAAGUGAAAUCGUGAACAGAACAAAGUGAAACUAAAUCUGCGUCAUCGAGUGAGAAUUUGCAAUCGUAGUAAGCGAUUAACAGAACAACACAGCAUCAAGAAUCUAAGGAAGCUGAGUAUACGAGGCGCAAUUACCUCCACGCCAUAUAUCAGCAGUGGGAUAAGUCAUGUACACGUGUCAAUCGGAUUACCACUGGGGGCUUUAGUACAAAAGCUUCGCCCGCUUUUCGGAAUCUCCCUCCAUACGUACUUCAAAUGCGAACGAAUCAUCCCGUUUGUGAUUGGUUCAUUUUAAGAAAAUGACCGAAGACGCCACCCUAGUUAGUAAGAAAAAACCCGCAUGUAAUGGAACCGGUGCCAAUCGCAGCUAUGGUGCAACAGACGAAAUAGUCACAGAAACGACACAAAACACAACCACCGGGGGCGAAUUGGCGAACGGUGGGCCCCCGAUACCGCCUGACCAAUCCGCUCAGAUGGAACGACGUUCCACCCUUAGGAUAGUGGAGAAGAUUGGCUUCGGCCUGGGGCACGUGUACAAUGAUCUCUGCGCGGGCGUUUGGUUCAGCUACACGCUGCUGUUUAUGCAAGGUGCCCUUGGAAUGCCAGCACCCGAGGCAGGUUCCUUGGUCAUGCUGGGACAAGUUGGCGAUGCCAUUGCUACGCCGAUCGUAGGAUUUCUCACCGAUAAGUAUGGCACCAAGCGACAGUGGCACAUUGCCGGCACGUUCAUCGUGUUUCUGACCUUUCCAAUGAUAUUUUCGCUGUGUCCGUGGUGCGACGUGGCUCCGCACUGGUGGGAGAUCGUGUACUUCAUCAUUGUGAUAUUGCUGUUCCAGUUCGGGUGGCCAAUCGUGCAAAUUACCCACCUGGCCAUGAUUCCGGAAUUAUCCCGUUCGCAGAAGGACCGCGCGGAUCUCACUGCGGUGCGCUACUCGGUGUCUAUCAUUUCCAACGUGGUGGUGUACAUCGUCACAUGGGCGGUGCUCCGAAGUCGUACGAGUGCUGACACACAGAUAGGGCCCGGCGACGCCUAUCGAUUUCGUGAUAUCUCAUUAAUACUAACCCUGGUGGGGGUUUCCAUGUCCGUGCUGUUCAACUUUUCGCUCACAUUUAGCGGUUACGAGCAUCGGAGGCACACCGCGUUGCAGCAUAAUGUCAUUAAGGAGGGCAAGAAGAAUGUUGCGCGGGACCCGGAAAAGCAGUCCCUUCUGGAUCAGACAACCGAGGCGAGGGCUGAAGGUGUGGCCGGGUCAUCGUCGACGACCAACGGAGUUGUUCACGGUGCCGAGGAGAAUGUAGUGCUUCGACGACCAAAGAAAAACUUCUUCAAGUCUCCCCUGCUGUAUCAGAACGCGCUGCUCUAUGUCUUCUCACGCCUCUUCAUGACAACCUCCCUAGUCUACAUGCCGCUCUGGUUGGACGAGCGAUCCUUCCAACCUGACCCUAUCCAGAAUGCCAGUGUAGAGCACCUGGCCACCGUUCCGCUGGUGUCGUUCCUGGCAUCGUUUAUCGCUUCUAUGGUGCUGAAAUACGCCAACAAAUACGUUGGUAAUAGCCUGAUCUACCUGGUUGGAUCGACCGUCAGCGUUGGCGUGUGCACGUGGAUCGCCUUAAGUUCUAGUGCGUCCACAUUCACCACGUUCGAACUGCUCGUCAUUGCGUCGCUAUUUGGUGCGGGCAGUUCCAUCACCAUGAUCAGCAGUCUGUGCAUCACGGCGGACAUGAUCGGCAAACAUGCCGAUCAGGGUGGCUUCAUCUACUCCGCCGUCACGUUCACGGAUAAGCUCAUAACCGGCAUAGUGGUGGUCGUCAUUGAGUCCAUGAAAUGCACCGACCGAAGCGACUGCCCAGAUUACUACCGAAGUGUGCUGGCCUAUGCAUGCGGAACGGCAGCCGGACUUGGCUGCAUAACGCUGGCAACACUGGCUUGCACUGCUCCCAGGAAUAGACGGCAGCAAAGGCGAUAGUUUUUGUUUCCGAAACCGUAUUAUUUAGAUAAACGAUAUUUUAAUAAAAUUGUAUGAUAUUAAAUGUUAAAUAAUAAUAAAAAAAAACAUUCCAAUAUUUUAAAUAAAA